GUUUGGUACUUAGAAGUUAUUUCCUUAUAAAUAGUACUAUACAUAUAGUGUAAUUGCAAAGCUCAAAGCAGCAAGUAUACACACCAAAUGGCCUCAAUAAGCCUUCUUGAGAUCUUCUUAGCAGUCAUUAGCUUUGUUGUUCUUCGUUAUCUGCUCAACACCAAAGGCAUGCCCAUAAACUGGCCGGUCGUCGGAAUGCUGCCGGAUACUAUAUUCAAUUUCCACCGAAUUCAUGAGAGGUUUGCAGAAGUUCUAGAGCAAAAUGGGUUAACAUUUUUGUACGCCGGCCCUUGGUUUUCUAACGUCAAGAUAUUAGGCACUGUGGAUCCAGCAAAUAUCCACUAUGUAAUGAGCUCCAACUUUGCAAACUUUCCAAAAGGGUCCGAAUUCUCCAAGAUAUUCAACAUUCUUGGAGAUGGGAUUUUCAAUUCGGAUUCGGAUUCCUGGAAGAACCAAAGGAAAACUGCACAAGCAUUGAUCAACCACCAGCGAUUUCACCAGUUCCUGGUGAAGACUUGUCGAAAUAUGGUGGAGAAAGGGCUUCUUCCAGUUCUUGAGCAUGUAGCAGAUCAAGAGUCUGUUAUGGACUUGCAAGAUAUAUUUCAGAGGUUUACCUUUGAUAUCACAUGCAUAUUGGUUACAGGCUACAACCCGAAAUGCCUGUCCAUUGCAUUUCCCGAAGUAGAGUUCUCUAAGGCCAUUGAUGAUGCUGAGGAGGCAUUAUUUUAUAGGCAUUUCUGCCCAGAGUACACAUGGAAGUUACAAAGGUGGCUAGGGUUUGGUCAAGAAUGGAAAAUGGAGAAAGCUUGGAAAGUUCUUGAUGAUGUAUCAGCCAGAUUUGUAUCAAGAAAAAGAGAACAACUCAAGGAAGGUUCCAUUUUGCGAGAAGAUGGAGAGGGUGUAGAUUUAUUAACCUCAUAUAUGAGUAGUGAGGUUGAAAGCAAUGGUCCACAACCAGAAGACAAGUUUCUAAGAGAUACAAUUAUAAAUUUCUUGCUUGCAGGAAGAGACACAACUAGUUCUGCUCUCACUUGGCUUUUCUGGCUUGUUUGUAAGAAUCCACAGGUGUUAAGCAAGAUAAGAGAGGAGAUCAAAGCAAAAAUACCAGAAAACCAAGACGAAAAAUGUCGGAUGUUCAACCCGCAAGAACUAAACAGUCUAGUUUAUCUUCAUGGAGCUUUCUGUGAAUCACUAAGGCUAUACCCACCAGUUCCCUUCCAACACAAAGCUCCUCUACGAGAAGAUGUGCUUCCUAGUGGGCAUAAAGUUAGUCCGGAUAUGAAGAUAAUCUUUUGCUUGUAUUCCAUGGGAAGAAUGGCAUCAAUAUGGGGAGAAGAUUGCUUAGAAUUCAAGCCAGAAAGGUGGAUUACUGGAGGAAAGAUCAAGCAUGAACCAUCAUACAAGUUCUUAGCAUUUAAUGCAGGACCAAGGACUUGUCUGGGAAAAGAAAUUGCAUUCAUUCAAAUGAAAACUGUGGCAGCUUUCGUACUCAAUAACUACAAUGUUCAUUUAGUAGAAGGGCAGCAUGUGUCUCCGGCCACUAACUCUAUCAUUCUUCACAUGAAAUAUGGCUUAAAAGUCAGUGUUAGCAGGAGGUGGGUUUGAAAUUAAUUUUAUAUAUUGUUCUACUUAUGGGGAAAUGUUUUUCCUUCUUUUUAAUUAUUUUUUAAAAAUUUAGAAAACAAUUUAAAUUAAAAUAUGCAUUUAUCAUGAGACAAAGUCAGUAAAUGCAUGAAAAAAUUGUUCUAAUGUGUGUA
This is a messenger RNA of Ricinus communis (castor bean), 1757 nucleotides long. RefSeq names its product alkane hydroxylase MAH1. The record is from RefSeq and is a predicted model, not a curated record. NCBI's taxonomy places the organism in Eukaryota, Viridiplantae, Streptophyta, Magnoliopsida, Malpighiales, Euphorbiaceae. The transcript has a single exon. Gene Ontology annotation, molecular function: monooxygenase activity; iron ion binding; heme binding. The coding region runs from base 88 to 1605 and encodes 505 amino acids.